Molecule: messenger RNA, 3376 nt
Organism: Rhododendron vialii
Lineage: Eukaryota; Viridiplantae; Streptophyta; Magnoliopsida; Ericales; Ericaceae
Product: lysine-specific demethylase JMJ29-like
Exons: 19
Coding region: 106-3096 (996 amino acids)
Biological process (GO): regulation of transcription by RNA polymerase II
Cellular component (GO): chromatin; histone deacetylase complex
Molecular function (GO): chromatin DNA binding; transcription coregulator activity; histone H3K9 demethylase activity
Source: RefSeq, a predicted model, not a curated record
UUAAUCGAAGCGAGUACUCCACUACAAAAGAAUGUUCCUCUGCUGAGGAUUUUCUCCCGACCUUUCUGUUUUGUUUGGCGGCCCAGAAAAUCGUAACAGUAAAAUAUGGAAACUGAAGCGGGAGAUCACUGUGGUUUAACCAGGGGUACUAGUUAUUCUCUUAGGCCUUCGAAACGAGUCAUGAAUCUAGAUGCCGAUAUUGGGAAUGUGAAACAGGAGCCUCAAUUGAAGUGUGGGAGAAAUAAUCAAUUUGAGAAUGGGAGCACAAAAGAUGGGAAACAUGAGCCUCCAUCGAAGGCUGGGAAAGGGGAGCUAGAUGAGAAUGGCAACACCAAAAAACAGCUAGAUAAGAAAGUGAAGGAAAUUCCUCAUAUGGAAACUGAAGCCAUGGAAAGGCGGGAAGACCACUAUUGUAGAACCAGGGCUACUUGUUAUUCCCUUAGGCCUUCAAAACAAGUAAUGAAACAAGAGCCUUCUUUGUUCAAGGCUGAACAGGGUGAAGCAAAACAAGUGAAGUUUUUGGUUGAAUCGGGUCAUGCAAAACGAGUGAAUUUUUUGCUUGAACGGGAUAAUGUGAAAGGAGUAAAACAUGAGCCUCUGUUGAAGGGUGGGAAAAAGCAGCGGAAUAAGAAUGGAAACACAAAAGGAGUGAAACUUGAGCCUCCAUUGAAGUGUGGGGAAAAGCUGUGCAAUGCGAAUGGUACUGUGAAAGAACUGAAAGAAGAAGUUCAUGUGAAGUUUGGGGUGAAGGGAAAUGAGAAUGGAACCACAAAACAAGUAAAAGGAGAGCUUCCAGUGAAACGUGGGGAGAAGCGAGAUGCAGAUGGUAAUAUUAUUGAGCCGUCGUGGAUGUGUCAUCAGUGCCAGAGGAACGACAAAGGACGAGUUGUUCGGUGCCUCAAGUGCAAAACGAAGCGUUUCUGUAUUCCCUGUUUAGAGAACUGGUACCCCGAUACAAAAGAGGAGGCAAUUGCUGAGGCAUGCCCUGUUUGUCGUGGAAAUUGUAAUUGCAAAGCAUGCUUGCGUUCAGAUGCAUAUCUUAAAGAGUUGAACAGUUCAGAAGUCAAGAUUAGUGAAGCUGAAAGAGUUUGCCACUUCUUGUAUUUGCUACAUGCACUUGUACCAUUUCUGAAAGAAUUCAAUCAAGAGCAAGUGAUGGAGAAAGGACUUGAGGCCAAGAUACAAGGGUUAUUACCUGAAGCAAUAGAGAUACAAAAGGCAGCUUGCGAGAACAAGGAGCGCGCGUAUUGCAACUACUGUAAAACUUCUAUUGUAGACUUCCACAGAAGCUGUCCCGAAUGUUCUUACGACCUUUGCCUUGCUUGUUGCCGGGAGAUUCGUGAUGGUCACUUGCGGGGAGCCAUAGAUAAUGAAAAGUCAGAUUAUGAGUGGAAAGCAAAGGAAGAUGGUAGCAUUCUGUGCGCUCCAGAGAAAUUGGAAGGCUGUGGUAGUGGCAUACUAGAGUUGAGGUGUAUGUUUUCUCAAAAGUGGGUUUCAGACCUGGUUGUCAAAGCCGAAGAUCUAGCUAAAAGGCACAAACUUUAUCAAGAGCCGGGAGGUAGAAAGCCCCAACAAUGGUGCUCCUGUUUCAAUUCAAAAGGUGAUAUUGACUUGGGUAGUGGUAAGUCGAGAAAAGCAGCUUCUCGUGGAAAUUCUAGUGACAACUAUUUAUACUGGCCUGAUGCUAGAGACAUAAAGCAUGGUGACUUGAGGCAUUUCCAGCAGCACUGGAUCAAAGGUGAGCCAGUGAUAGUGAGCAAUGUGCUUGAACAUAGCACUGGUCUGAGUUGGGAGCCCAUGGUCAUGUGGCGUGCAUUCAGACAGAUGAAGCAUACCAAGCAUUCUAAACAUUUGGAUGUUGUAGCCAUUGAUUGCUUGGAUUGGACUGAGGUAGAGAUUAAUAUUCACCAGUUCUUCAGUGGAUAUUCUGAGGGUCGAUUCGGCAAAGAUUUGUGGCCUAACAUUCUUAAAUUGAAAGAUUGGCCUCCAGUUAAUUCCUUUGAGGAACUCUUACCUCGUCAUGGUGCCGAGUUUAUCAAUUGCUUGCCCUUCAAGGAAUAUUCACAUCCUAAUAGGGGAUUUCUUAAUGUUGCUGUCAAAUUGCCAGAAAAUAGUUUGAAGCCAGACUUGGGGCCGAAAACAUAUAUUGCUUAUGGGGUUGCCCAGGAGCUAGGGCGUGGGGACUCUGUGACCAAGCUUCACUGUGAUAUGUCUGAUGCGGUGAAUAUUUUGACACAUGCUAAAGCAGUGACUCUUAAACCGGAACAUCUUUCCAACAUACAGAAGUUGAAAAAGAAGCAUUAUUCCCAAGAUCAGAGGGAAAUUUUUAAGUUCCAUACUGAAAGGGGAGAAAAGAAAAUGGCUGAUUCUGGUUUGCCAUCAAAAGAAAAGAUUGAUGUGGCUAAACCAAAUAGAAUGACAAGAAGUGGUCCUCAAAGAAAGGGGAAGAAAGGCACAGCCCAAGUAAAUUUUGGAAGCAACUCUAAGAAACUGAGAGCAGAGGUUGGCAGUGGAGAAACUGAAAUCGAGGGAGAAAGCAACAAUGUUGAAGAAUGCCAAAGUUAUCUUGCUGGAGAAGGGCUUGAUCAUGAAGCUGGAGGUGCUGUUUGGGAUAUUUUCAGGAGACAAGAUGUUCCAAAGCUGCAGAAAUAUCUUAAAGAGCACUACAGGGAAUUCAGGCACUUCUAUUGUUCUCCGGUGCAGCAGGUUGUUCACCCAAUUCAUGAUCAGUCUUUUUACCUGACCCUUGAGCAUAAAAGAAAGUUGAAGGAGGAAUAUGGAAUUGAACCAUGGACUUUUGUGCAAAAUCUCGGAGAUGCAGUUUUUAUUCCUGCUGGCUGUCCUCAUCAAGUUAGGAAUUUGAAGUCAUGCAUCAAAGUUGCACAUGAUUUUGUCUCACCUGAAAAUGUAAAUGAGUGCAUUCGUCUGACGGAGGAGUUUCGUUUGCUCCCUGAAAAUCACAGGGCCAAGGAAGACAAGUUGGAGGUAAAGAAAAUGGCUCUUCAUGCUAUUAGUCUAGCAGUAUCUGGACUGGAGAUGCCUAAAAAGGUGGCCACUAAGGCUUCCAGGUGCGGAAAUCGUGCACAGUGCAUCUGAUUUUCGGGAAAAAAGUUCGCUUGGAAUUUUUGAAGAUGCAAGUAGAAUCAUGGAGAAUGGAAAUUUUUGAAAUGGGCUUCUGUUUUGUUUUGGUAAUGCAUGUUUUCGACUGUUAUGCAAUUUGUCACAGUUGUAAGUCCAGUCUUCAAGAGACCACUUGUGCCUCUCUGGCUCUUGGGCUACAAGUUAAAUAUGCACAAACUAGGCCAUGCCUCUCCCUUUUGCCUAUAAUUCCAGAUUCCAUGCCUUCUGUUGCGUGAAAUAAGUUACCUUUUGACUC